Molecule: messenger RNA, 2154 nt
Organism: Acanthocheilonema viteae
Lineage: Eukaryota; Metazoa; Nematoda; Chromadorea; Rhabditida; Onchocercidae
Source: the annotation of a GenBank genome assembly
GUUUUGUCAGAUCCCUUGAAAAAAGAACGCUACGAUAAAUUUGGUUCAUUCGACGAUCCACCUUCUAGUCAUUCAUAUACGCAUCAUCCGUUCGAUAAUUUGUUUGACUUCGGUUUUGGUGGUUUCGAUAGUGGCAACUCUUUUUUCCAAAAGCACCGUAUUUCUAUGCGGACAUUUUCGCAUACAUUGUUGGAACGCAGCUAUUUUCAGCCAGUCAUAAUAUUUGCAUAUUCCGGUUAUUGCCAGCUUUGCUUUCAUUUAGAACCUAUUUGGCAAAGUGUAGUAAACGAUCUUGAACCACUGGGCUAUAACAUUGGUACAGUUAAUGCAAUUACUGAUGGUAAUUUAUUGGAAAAAAUGCGGAUCUCUCGGCUACCAUCUAUUGUUGUGGUUGUUGAAGGACGAGUUAUUCAUUAUCGAGGCUCAAUGCAACCACUUUCUGCUAAAGCUGUUCGUGUUUUUGCGCGUGACGUAAUCCCAAAUACUUUCUUACUUAAAAUCACAAAUCAUGAUGGCUUACGACGUUUUAUUGAUCAGUGGAAGAAUUCGAACAGGAUUUCUGUUGUAAUCUUCGGAAGCAAAGAAAAUCCUCGAAUUCGCUACGUCCUUACUGCUAUGAAAUACGCAACUUUUGCACGAUUUGCUUAUGUUUACCUGAGCGAUCAAAGUACUGAAAUUGUAAAAAUGCGACAAGCUUUAGAUAUUACAUGUUUCAAAUGCGAAAAUAUACUGAUUUUUAAUGAUUUUCCUCAGGAAGGACCGAUUGCUCGUCUUUCAGUUAGCAAUGGUCAGCAGUUUCAUGUCGACACUAUAGGAGAAUUUAUUGAGCAAAAUAAACAUCUCACUCUACCAAGGCUUUCAAGUCAGUCUUAUUUCGAUGAUCUUUGUCCGGUUUCAUCACGGGCCUUGCGAAGUUUUUGUAUUAUUCUUAUGACAACAGAUUCAUCCAGUGAUCUGUCGCAAAUUGCAUCUCUUCGCAAUUUCGUUCAUGACCGAAAAGAUGAUUUUAAGAAUAAGAGAUUACAUUUUGCAUAUGUUUAUGAAGGUGGACGUAAUCUGCUGAUUCUUUGGCGUUAUGAUCAGAAAAAAGUUCGUUUUGCCUGGUUGAACGAACGGUGGCCGAUAAAAGAGAGCAUUAGUGAAAGUGAUCUUCAUUUGGAACUGGAGGCUUACAUCAAAGGAGUCACAAAAUUAAAUUAUCAAACAACUCUUAAAUCAAUGUUAGAUGAAUAUCGUCCAUCGUGGUUUACUCGCAUUUCGCGUGCUGCUGUACGAAUGUUUGAAACUACAUGGUUCAGUCUGACUAAGGAAGAAACUUUACCGUUGUUGAGUGCUGUAGGAACAUUGUUGAUAAUAUUUUUUAUCGGUUAUGGCUUGAGUUAUGCAAGUUCAUUGGAAGAAAAAUCUCGCAGUUACGUUUCACAGGAAAUGAGAAAGGAUAACAAACAGACUGCUGAUGAUGAUGAUCAGUGGCAUCCUGAAGAUCCGCGUGUUGGGCCUGGAAUUAACAAUCGGCCGCGAGUGCUCAGAAAACAACAAAGAAUAAUGCGCGAAAUGGAACCAAUGAUGCAUGAAUUGAGAGCAGAAACAUAUUUUGGAAUGAUCAGACUCUUGAAGCCUGGAUGCCGAUCUAUCGUGGUUCUUGUUGAUGAACAGUCAAAGGAUAUUUUACUACCACAGUUUGCUAAGCAUGUUUGGCCAUUUAGAAACAACAAAACAUUCUCAUUUGGCUAUUUAAUGGUGGAAAAAAACCUUUCUUGGUUCCGUACGCUCCUGGAGCAUACAUUACCAGCUGAAAAUGGACAAACAGAUGGAUCAUCGAUGUAUGAACGCUUGAAAAAUAUAAAUCCUCGUAGAACAUUAGGAACAGUGCUUGUGUUAUGUGGUUGGAAAUUAUAUUUCAAUAUGUAUCAUCCUAUGCACACACCACCUGGGAAAAAACAUUUUCUGGGUUUUGAUGAUGACGGUAAAGAUUUAAGUAGCGAAGAUUCCGACAUUGACAAAGCAUCUCGAGAAGAGACCCAGGCCUUGCGCAAAGGACAACAUCUAAAAUUGGAAGACGUAUUGAAUGAUCUUCCGAACUGGUUGGAUCGUUUGGUAGAAGGUUCUAUUAGACGAUAUUAUGUACCCGAGUGGCCUAACAAUUUGCGAUAA